Messenger RNA from Nelumbo nucifera (sacred lotus), 634 nucleotides. The record is from RefSeq and is a predicted model, not a curated record. Lineage: Eukaryota; Viridiplantae; Streptophyta; Magnoliopsida; Proteales; Nelumbonaceae.
GUUUCUUGUUCGUCAUGACAGUCAACCAUUCGGAGACGGAACCGUGGAACGCCCAUGCCAGGUUGGGGGUUGCGAAGAAGGCCGCAUAGCUCAAAGGAGAUUUCCGUAAUCGACGUUCCUCUGGGUAGAAAAGAUUCAAGAACUGCAAGCUUCAGCCUAGCAACCUCGAACCUACCUACUCCUGAACAGGGUCUUCUGAGUCUCAUAUCAAAGUUCCUGUAUCCAUGCCUCUCAGUUACAGAUAUGGUUGCUCUUGUAGGUGCACACACCAUUGGCAUGGCUCGAUGCGUGAACUUCCGAGAGAGGAUCUAUGGAGACUUCCAGGAAACUGCAGGCAGUGAUCCGCUCAGCGAGACGUAUCUCAGCAGCUUGAAAUCUACUUGCCCACCUACUGGGGCAGAUGACAAUAUCGCUGCACUGGACUACCUUUCGCCUAACCUUUUCGAGGUGGCUUCUGAGUUAUUCUCUAUGAUCCUUCAAGCCAACUCAGAUCAGCCGUUCAUGGCAUCCUCGAACGCUGCUGUCGCAAAAUGGAGUGCUGGAAGGAAGGGUAACUCAGAUCAGCCGUUCGAUUUCGAGACAGUACGCUAGAGUUAAUUCAUAACCUUCUUCCAAAGGGGUAAUAUUGGAUUUU